Messenger RNA from Trypanosoma conorhini, 1308 nucleotides. RefSeq names its product putative amino acid permease-like protein. Lineage: Eukaryota; Euglenozoa; Kinetoplastea; Trypanosomatida; Trypanosomatidae. Bases 1 to 1308 code for a protein of 435 amino acids. The transcript has a single exon. Gene Ontology annotation, molecular function: amino acid transmembrane transporter activity. The record is from RefSeq and is a predicted model, not a curated record. Gene Ontology annotation, biological process: amino acid transmembrane transport.
AUGGGUCGGGACGGAGUGUUUGGGAGUGCACUUAUUCUCGCCGUCACGACGAUUGGUGCUGGCAUCCUCACACUGCCAUCCGCCUUUUCAGACGCCGGUGUCUUGCUGGCGCUGACUGUGCUAAUUUUUGUUGCCCUUCUCACAGUUGCCUCCAUAGAUUACUUGGUGCUCUGCAUUGAGAAGCUCGGGGUGAACUCGUACGAGCAGAUCAAUCGGGAGCUGUUGGGCAGGUUCAAUGAGGAGUUUGUGCGGUGGAUGUUGCUCGUUUACAAUACGGGCUCCGCUAUCAGCUACCUGGUGGUUCUUGGCGAACUCAUUGAGCCGCUACAGCCCGCCAUAUCGCAUCACUUUCCUUGGCUUCUCACGACGAAACACACGCUUUUUGUUUUCUGGUUCCUGGUUGUUCUCCCCUUGUCAUGCGUGCCGGCCAUUUCAUUUUUGCGUAGUGCAUCCUUUCUGGCCAUUGCUGCGACGUGUUUUAUCUCGUGUCUCGUGGUGUUACGAUAUUUUGUACCCAACGAAGGCGGUACUUACGUCGCCGACAGUGCGGGGGCGCCUCAGUCGGGGAAAGAGGCCUCGGAUAGUGUUAGCUGGUUCUCCGGUAAACAGCCAUUACUGGCGUUACCCAUCAUGAUGUUUUCCUUUGACUGUCAAUCACUUGUGUUUCAGGUCUACUCCGCUUUGCAAGUGAUGAGCCGGUGGAAUAUGAUGCGUGUCUCCAUCAUUAGUCUCAUUAUCUCGGCCACGAUCCAUGCCGCAGUGGGAAUGUUCGGUUACCUUGGCCACCCAACCGAUGUUCGUGAGAAUGUCAUGAGCAACUUUGAUCCUAGAACGGACCCUUUGUUUGCGAUUGGCUACGCUGUGUAUGUGAUUCCAGUGAAUCUGGCGUUUGUGAUUAUUCUCUUUCCUACACGCGAUGCUGUUUUUCUGAUGUGGUACGGUUACAGCUCUGCCACCGAGGCGGUAGAUAAGGGGUACGUCAUGGACGGAUGUGUGGAGGAGUACGAUGCGAGUCGCCACCGCAUCCCCAUGCGUGAUCACCUUAUCGUUAGCGUCUCGCUCUCUGUUAUGUGCAUCACAGCCGCCCUCUUGGUGCCGGGUGUCGUCUCCGUGGUGGCGUUGUUGGGGGCCGUGUGUAGUAGCAGUUUGUGCUUCACCUACCCCGCGCUUUACCGCCUUCGGCUACACAAAACCGGCAUUCUGCCUUAUUCAAAGUAUUGGGAGCGCCCGUUGAUGCUGCUGAUGUUGAGCUUUGGUGUUGUUGGUGGCGCGCUUGGGACCAUUGUGGCGGCAAAAGAAUUUAUGUAG